This is a messenger RNA of Salmo salar (Atlantic salmon), 4256 nucleotides long. RefSeq names its product LIM domain-containing protein ajuba. Gene Ontology annotation, molecular function: transcription corepressor activity. NCBI's taxonomy places the organism in Eukaryota, Metazoa, Chordata, Actinopteri, Salmoniformes, Salmonidae. Gene Ontology annotation, cellular component: transcription regulator complex; nucleus; adherens junction. Gene Ontology annotation, biological process: response to hypoxia; negative regulation of hippo signaling; regulation of DNA-templated transcription. The record is from RefSeq and is a predicted model, not a curated record.
CAUUUGGGGAAAGAAAGAAACCAAGUUGGUGUAGCUAUGUGAUACAUUCACGGAGUGGAUUCAUUGUAGACUAUUUUUUUCCCUCUCCCCGUAAACAUGGUUUGGCAAUGGUCAGUAGAGUUAACGGCACCAUGCGUCCCGUUCUCAAAUGUAUCCGCUGAAUUUUGGAGUCAAAUUAUUUAAAAACUGGAAUGAACGCAAUAACGCUUUCUCGAAACAUCGAAUGGUUUAUGUUUUCUUUUAGUCCGCUUUUUGAUCAUCUGUUUUUUUCCUCCCUUUUCAAGAUCAUUUUCGUGUCGUUAAAAAAGUGAAUAGAAGAGUUUGGACAAGCAACAUUUUCUACAAAAACUGACUUAUUUUCCUCCUUCCACUGGACCCCACGAGCGCGACGAGUGAUUUUUUUUUUUUUUCAAAAAGCUUUUGCUCUGGAACAUCCUGAAGAAAGGAUAACUUAACACACUGGACUACCUUUUCCUUUAAAAAAAACCCAUUGGAACAAGGAAUAUCUCUCACAAACAAGAGUAGAAAAGUUAUAGUGGUGCCAGAUGCGUGCGAAACAACAAAUAGCAGAAACGCAACUCGUCUUUACGUGACCGCUAGGCAACAAGUCUAGCCUAAUGUAAUGGACCAUUCGUUCACACUGAUGCAGGUGUGGAGCCACCUAGAAUCAUACGAGACCAACAACUUCAACUUAAUGAACGUGACCUAAAUAGGCCAAUUUAUCAGUAUUUAUUUCCAACAUUGGCAGAAUAUUAGAAAUAGUCCACGUCUAACUCGAUGGAUUCACAUGCGUUACCAUCUACCUGUCUGCCUGUAGUCUCCACAGCCAAGACAAGAUGACUGUGAACACGGUUGUUCAAACGUGAUUACGUCGUCAUGUGAUCCUCCCAAAAUGUCUUAAUCGUCUUAUUUAACGUCUGUUUUUAUUUAUUGUCUGUGUACAUAUAGCCUAUAGGUCUGUCUGUUGGUUGUUCUCGUUUGGGGGUUAUUUGUUGGUUUUUGCAUAUAGAUUGCAGGGUCUCAGUCAUUCAACUACUGUAGUUCAACUGUACUGUAGUCAUACGUGAGACUUAAUGUGUUUCCAACUCACACGCUGUAUUUAUUGAGUACGUUAACUUAUACCAUAGUGGUUCAUUAACAGCAUUUCUUUUUACUUGAUUGUUCGGAGUUUUAGACGACCAGGUUAGACAUUACGAUGGACCGACUUGGAACUAAGUUAUUGGAGAAGUUGAAACUGACUGACUCAGGAAGUGUGAAAUUUGCCAGUUCUAAAAAGAAAAACGAGUUGGUCAACAACAUCAACAGCAACAGCAAUGGGAACAACAGUAGUGGACUACCACCAAGCCUGAACACUGCCACUUCCUCACCUUCAAGACCUGGUCAGUUUUCUCUCACCUCUCCAACCUCAACGGAGGCGUGUGGGCUGGCUAGUAGCGGGAAGGGAUUGGGAGAAAGAGUCUCCUCUACCCAGCACCUCUCAACCUCCAUCACCCCCCAACCUACUGACUGCGAACAUCAACCCUACUCCCCCUCGACUCUCGCCCCCCUCCGUCGCCGUUCGACCCAGCAGCGUGCCUCCUGCUACCUGGGGGAGGGCGUUGACAUCCAGAUGAGGCGUGAGUCGGGCCUGGGGGACUGUGACCCAGCUGGGUCUAAGGCUUCUCUGAACCAGCGCCGCUACUCCCUGGAGCUCCAACAGCUGGUCCGACGCCAGCAGCUCCUCUCCCAGCCUCCUCUGUCCCACUCCUCUGGCCCCCCUCCGGCGUACCCCAUCCCCUCCUCGGGUUAUGGCUCUGCUCCCCGCGGCGGGGCCAUGGCUGAGCCACACUACCUUCCCGAGCCUGAGCGUCACAAACGCCUCUCCCUGCAGGAGGCGAUGUUCUACAAGAGGCUGAGCACGGGAGGGGAGCUCUGGGAGAGCACCAGACCGGCCUCGCUCUCUCACUCCCCGCACCGGCCCUCUGAGAUGGGUGGAGGAGGAGGGUUCUUCUUCCCCCCAGGCCCAGCACUGAGCCCCUGCUCCUCCUUCAGCCUCCAGGAGUCGGUGCUGGUCAGUCCCAGGUCCAGCUUUGCCUCCAGUACAGCCAGCGGUGGAGGGGGAGGGAGCCCUAUGGGCAGCCGCUGUAGCAGCAACCGCACCAGUGGAAUCAGCCUGGGCUAUGACACGCGCUACUCAGCCUCCUCCACCAUGGCACCGCAGCUGCAGUUCUCCUCCCUGCACACAGGGGGCUCCACCAGCGGACAGGGAUACACGGUCUCAAGCAGGGCCGGGGCGCCCUCUGGGGCUGGAGGCUGGCAGGACUACCUGGACGGGGUCUUCUCACCUGGAGGAGCAGGGUUUCAGGAUAGCCGGCACUCAUACCCACCUGCGUUGGGGAGCCCGGCGGCUGCCUGUUACCGGGCUGGGCCCGAGUGGUGGGAUGAGAAGGGAGCAGGGGCAGCCCGAGGAGAGCAGACUGGCAUGGGUGCUGCCGGGGAGCGGACGCGCUACUCGGACCUCCCGGGUACCCGCUACCAGGAGGAGCUGACACGCCUGUUGCUAAGAGAUGCAGCGCUGGAGGGCGAGGGGCUACACAUGGGCGGGCUGAUGCUCAAAGAACAGGCCAAUCCUCCAAUCAUUGCCCUCGCCAAGCUGGCAACACUCAUCAAUACGGCUACGGCUUCCAGACCAAUCAAAGCCCAGGAGGAGCCGGGAACAGGGAGGGAGGCGUCGUCCGAGAAUCGCCAGGAGUUCUUUGGUACAUGUGUGAAGUGUAGGAAAGGUGUGUACGGCUCGGAUAACGCUUGCCAGGCUCUGGACAGCCUCUAUCACACACGCUGCUUUACCUGUGUGUCCUGUGGUCGCACCCUGAGAAACAAGGACUUCUACAACGUCAAUGGCUCUGUGUAUUGUAAAGAGGAUUACAUGUUCUCAGGGUUCCAGGCUGCAGCAGAGAAAUGCAGUGUGUGUGGCCACCUUAUCCUGGAACAGCAGAUCCUCCAGGCGAUGGGGAACUCCUACCACCCUGGCUGUUUCCGCUGUGUGGUGUGUUCCAAAGCCCUGGACGGAGUCUCCUUCACUGUCGACCACCUCAGCAACAUCUACUGUGUCUCUGACUACAAUAGAACAUUCGCUCCUAAAUGUGCUGCCUGUUUCCAACCCAUCUUACCUGCUGAGGGCAGCGAGGAGAUACUCAGGGUGGUGUCUAUGAACAAAGAUUAUCACUUUGAGUGCUACCACUGUGAGGAUUGUGGGAAGCAGCUCUCGGAUCAGCCGGGUUCCCAGUGCUUCCCUCUGGACUCUCAUCUCCUCUGUCACUCAUGUCACAUGAUGCAGGUGUGCGCCUCGCAUAACAUUCCCCCUCACAGCACAAACUGAGGAAGAAACUAUGCAGCAAACAUUCAUACCCUUUCAACAUUCCUUUUUCCCUCCACCCUUUCUCACUCCUGCACACCCAGAUCAUAUGGGUUGCUCUGUUUGAAUUUACUUUUCAAAUUCUACUCAGACCAGCUCUCACACGAAAAUGCUGGUAAAGGCUUUCAACACAGAGUAGGUGAAUUUACUGUAUGGUCCAGAGUUUGAACACCUGUAUGUGACCUGGGCCAAGUUCAUUAGGGCACACUGUAUCAGACUGUUUUGCAACGGAAAAUGAAAGCCAGCGUUUUAUUGGACAAGUACAGAUAGUACCUCCUGGAGCAUUUGUCCGUUUAGUGGCUACUGAACAGCACCCAGGUGCGACAUAAGUCCUGCUGUUCUACGAUCACUGUACCGUAGCGUUCUCAUAGGGAGAAUAUAGCCUGUUCCCAGAUCAGUUUGUGCUUUCUUGCCAACACCUAUGGUCAUUGGCAAGCCAUUAUUUGACAGAUCUGGAGCCAGGCUAGGAAUACAAAACUACUGCUUUCUUGUUAUUCCCUGACCAUGUCUGUUUGCUUAUAGAACAGGGGUAUUUAACUCUUACACUGAGGUCCGGACCCUGCUGGUUUUCUGUUCUACCUGAUUAAUUGCACCCACCUGGUGUCCCAGGUCUAAAUCAGUCCCUGAUUAGAGGGGAACAAUGAAAAACUCAGUGGAACUGGCUUCAAGGUCCAGAGUAGUUUGAGGGCCAUAGAAGGGAUUUAUUGAUCUGCUUAACCCAUUUUUUUUGUAUUUAUCUAUCACUAGCAAACAAUUUGCACUUAAAAUUGGACAUGUUUACCGUAAGAGAUUAAGUGUUUCUUGUAAAAGUAAAAAAAUACAUUCCUGUAUCUGUUGUAAUUAAUAAAAAUAUUUUCCUUUU